Molecule: messenger RNA, 1587 nt
Organism: Paramecium tetraurelia
Lineage: Eukaryota; Ciliophora; Oligohymenophorea; Peniculida; Parameciidae
Exons: 8
Cellular component (GO): nucleus; cytoplasm
Source: RefSeq, a predicted model, not a curated record
AUGAAUUAAUAAUUCUAAAUUGAUGACAUUAUUCUUGCUCCUGGUUUAUCAAUCAAAAUAAGGAACACUAUAUAAUUCAAACAUGGAUAGGAUGGAUUCCAUUUAUGGGAAGCAGGCAUUGUAUUGACGAGAUACGUGUAUUAUAAUAUCAUGCCAUCAAAAUAAAUAUUCAUGGAUUUGGGAACUGGAGUAGGUAUUGCAGGCAUUCUAAUCUCAAAAUACACUCGAGUCAUUAUGACAGACUAUAAUUAAGAUGUUUUGGAUAAUGCUUGGCUGAAUGUAAAAUUAAAUCAGUCGCCAUGUAUUCUUAUGCAAUUAGAUUGGAGAAAUCAUAACAAAAUAAGUUUCUAAGUGGAUACAAUUGUUGGAAGUGAUUUAGUCUAUUCAGGUGCACCCUUGUAUGACUUAUAUUAAACAAUAGUUAAAUUAUUAAAAUAAAAUGGGAUAUUUUAUUUGAUAAUACCAAGUAGUAGAAUGUGCACUUCAGAAUUUAUAGAUAUUAUGAAUUCUGAGGGUUUAUUUGAGAUCAAAAAGGAAUUGUUGGAAGAUGAAAAGUAUUACCAACCUUGUUUGUUAGACCGUGAAUAAUCUCACACAUUGUAUCCAGGUUUAAAGGAACUCAAAUUUUAUAUUGAAUUUAUAACCUUCAAUUAUAUAUAUAUAUAAAAUAAAAGAUAAAUGGAUGUAGAAUAAAUAGAACUCAAUAUGGCGCCUUAAAUAUCUGAUUAGAAUUAAGGGAAUGACUAAGUCCAAAGUUCAUAGCACGUUCUUAAUGCAGUGAUGCAAGAUGCUCGACAAUCUUAUUUAUUAAAGAAAGGAAGACUUUAAUUUCUGACUUUAAAGAGAUUGACACAAGCUAUUCUUAUUUACAGAAUACUCUAUGUUCUCCUUUGUUUCAUCCCAUUUUAUAAGUGUCCUUUUGAAUGCAAUAACACUCUUUUAAAUACUUUAUUGCUAAUCUGUAUUGGAUUGGAAUUAUUGAAGAUAGCUGAAACCAUAUAUUAGUUAAGGAAGGUUUCAUUUUAUUUGAAUCUCUUCAACUUAUAUGAUGCCUAAUAAGUUAUACCAUUUACACUGAAUGACUUUUAAACAAUAUUUGCUUUAAGAUAUGCCCUCGACUAACUUCACAAAAAGGCGUUCUAUUUUAGAAUCACCAUAAACAUAAUUUGGGUCAUCUACUACAUUAUUUAUGUUGCCUUCUUUUUUAGCUUUGCUAAUUAUUAUACAAGUGAUUAGAAUGUGAUCGUGAGCUUUAUGCUAAUCAUCAUCUCCUUGGACUCAGUCUUUUUUAUAUUUCCAUAUGUAUUUCAUUGUAUAGGAUGGUUUUGUGUUAAAUGCUAUGAUGCAAUAAAGAAAUUAACGUCAAAAAAUAAUAAACUUCUCAGAUCUUUGAAAAAAGAGAAAUACGUUGAAGGCUAAUAAUUGACUGAUGAAAAUAUAUGUAUCAUCUGCUGGGAUUCCUUCAAAAAUGAUGAAUACUAUACAAGAUUAAAAUGUAAUAAAAAUCACAUAUUUCACACUACAUGUAUUCAAGUUUGGAUUAAAACCAAUAUAACUUGUCCAGUUUGUAGAUCUUAGUUAGUUUGA